Molecule: messenger RNA, 473 nt
Organism: Effrenium voratum
Lineage: Eukaryota; Dinophyceae; Suessiales; Symbiodiniaceae
Source: the annotation of a GenBank genome assembly
GAAGCAACCACAGUUGGCGAUUUGGCGAUUUCUGCUUUCCUCCGGCGAUGGUGGAGGUGCUGCGGGUCGCGGUGGAGCCCUGCGGCUUGUGCGCGCUGGACGCGCCGCUGCAGCUGGAGAUCGCCUUCAGAGCCACGGGAGGAGGAGCUCUGCCGAAGGCGCACUGGGAGCUGCGCUUCGUGGCGGAUUUGGUGCAUCACCAGCUCCCCGUGGAGCUGACGCUGGAUGCGAGCGAAAGCCAAAGCGAAAGCGAAGGUGAGCGGAUCGAGAUCCUGCGGGCGAGCAGUGCCAGUUGGCAGCCGGUGCUGGCCUUGCCCCAGCCGGCGCUGGAGAGUUUGGGGCUGUUGGAGGCCCGGCUUUUGGCGGACGAGGCGCCCGGGCCGGCGAGAGAGCUGGCGCUGGUGCGGCUGGUGGCGGACGUGCGGCGCAGCGGGGAUCAGGUGCUGCGGGGCCUGCUGGAUCCCUUCAAGUAG